UUGGUCCAACUCUUUCCAACAAAGAUGGACUGAGUCGCAGACUCACAUUCACAGAAGGCUAUGGACAUGACCAAUGAUGUAGGUACUUGUACACUGACCUAUGAGAGUGCUGCCCUUGGAUACAGUGACUUUCCAUUGACAGAGGAACCAGUGUAUCUACUGGGCAUAAAGUACAGUGCUCUAUAUGACAGGGAUGACUUAAAGAAAGAUUUCCUAUCCAGGAUAUGGUGUACCUACAGGAAAAACUUCCCAGCCAUUGGUGGGACAGGUCCAACCUCAGAUGGGGGAUGGGGAUGUAUGUUACGGUGUGGACAGAUGAUGCUUGCCCAGGCUCUGGUGGUCAGGCACCUCGGGAGAGAUUGGAGAUGGAAUCCACACUGCCAUGAUGAAAGAUACAAAAGAGUUCUACAAAUGUUUGCUGACAAGAAAAGUGCAAAUUACUCCAUUCAACAAAUAGCAUCCAUGGGAGUUUCUGAAGGUAAACAAGUUGGAUCUUGGUUUGGACCAAACACAGUGGCUCAAGUUUUAAAGAAGUUAGCUGUGUAUGAUGAGUGGAGUUCUGUUGUGAUUCAUAUAGCCAUGGACAACACUGUUAUAGAGAAUGAUAUCAGGAGUGUUUGUAAAGGAAAUGAACAAAGUGACUGUGAUAUAAUUGGAGUUAGACAAUUAAAACAUAAUUCUGCUGCCACGGGACAAAGCAAAAGUUCUAGUCAAAAUUCCCAGAACCAAAACAAAAACAAACAAAAUACAGUGAAUGUCAAAAGUUGGAAACCACUUUUACUUGUAAUUCCAUUACGACUUGGAUUGACUGAAAUUAAUUCAGUUUAUGUGCAUAGUUUAAAGGCUUGUUUAAGUUUUCCACAGAGUGUGGGUAUCAUUGGAGGCAAACCAAACCAUGCCCACUGGUUUGUUGGUUACAUGGGUGAUAAACUGAUUUACCUUGACCCCCACACUACGCAGCCCUCGGAGGACCUAGACAGCCCAGACUUCCCCGAUGAUAGCUACCACUGUCCCUUUCCUUCCACAAUGAAUGUUAUGGAUUUAGAUCCCUCAAUAGCACUG
This is a messenger RNA of Saccostrea cuccullata (small rock oyster), 1062 nucleotides long. Its product is annotated as cysteine protease ATG4B-like. The record is from RefSeq and is a predicted model, not a curated record. The transcript has 10 exons. Gene Ontology annotation, molecular function: protein-phosphatidylethanolamide deconjugating activity. The annotation marks the transcript as partial. NCBI's taxonomy places the organism in Eukaryota, Metazoa, Mollusca, Bivalvia, Ostreida, Ostreidae.